UAUCUGGCGCUGCGCAUGCCGGGAUAUGCAGUCUCCACCCCUUCAAUGUGCUCAAUGCCUCUGGGGGCGGUGGCCCGGCAUUUGUUGAUGACGGUUUCCGGCGGAGGAGGGGAGGGGUGGUGUUGCUGUGUCAGGGUCUCGCCUUACGGUACCUCCGCUACCCGCCGGCUUUCCCGGGCUGAGACGAGAUUUCCAACUGCGGGGAGAGCCACGGUCAUGGCGAGCGCGGGCGGCACUUACCGGCUCCGCUGCUCCGUGGUGGGACACGAGCUGGACGUGCGGGGCUUGAGUCACGGCCUGUUCCCGCCGGGCGGCUUCGUGUCUGUGUCCCGGGACCGAACCGCCCGGCUGUGGGCCCCGGACGGUGUUCACAAUGGUCUGUUCAGCAAGUUAGAAACAGAAUAUACAGAUAUUGUAUGCGUUGACACUGCUUAUACAGAAAUUUGCAGCCUUUCAUCUGGGAAAUUUGGCACAUUGCUUAGUGGCUCAUGGGAUACCACAGCUAAAGUCUGGUUGAAUGACAAAUGCAUGAUGACAUUACAGGGUCACACAGCUGCAGUAUGGGCAGUGAAGAUACUGCCUGAGCAAGGAUUAAUGUUGACUGGUUCAGCUGACAAAAGUAUUAAACUAUGGAAAGCAGGCAGAUGCGAGAGAACAUUCAAUGGACACGAAGAUUGUGUGAGAGGUUUAGCGAUUUUAAGUGACACAGAAUUUCUUUCCUGUGCUAAUGAUGCCAGUAUUCGAAGGUGGCAGAUCUCGGGCGAGUGUCUUCAAAAUUAUUACGGACAUACAAAUUAUAUAUACAGCAUAUCUGUCUUCCCUCAUUGUAAAGAUUUUGUAACCACUGGAGAGGACAGAUCACUUAGGAUCUGGAAACGAGGGGAAUGUGCUCAGAUAAUCAGAUUUCCAGCUCAGUCUGUUUGGAGCUGCUGUGUGUUAGACAAUGGUGACAUCGUGGUUGGUGCAAGUGAUGGGAUUAUCAGAGUAUUUACAGAGUCUUUGGAGCGCACAGCAAGUGCUGAGGAGAUUCAAGCUUUUGAAAAUGAACUUUCCCAGGCAACUGUUGACCCCAAAACUAGUGAUUUGGGAGACAUUAAUGCUGAUGAUCUUCCUGGAAGAGAACAUCUGAAAGAACCUGGAACAAGAGAAGGGCAGACACGACUGAUUAGAGAUAAUGGGAAAGUUGAAGCCUAUCAGUGGAGUGUUAGUGAAGGGAGGUGGAUCAAGAUUGGUGAAGUGGUUGGAUCAUCUGGAGCCACACAGCAAACAUCUGGAAGGGUUUUAUUUGAAGGAAAGGAAUAUGAUUAUGUUUUCACUAUUGAUGUGAAUGAAAAUGGACCUUCCUACAAAUUGCCAUAUAACAUCAGUGAUGAUCCCUGGCUGACUGCAUACAAUUUCCUGCAGAAGAAUGAUUUAAAUGCCAUGUUUCUGGAUCAGGUGGCCAAGUUUAUUAUAGACAACACCAAAGGGCAAAUGCUGGGGAAUACAGACACUGGAUUUUCAGAUCCCUUUACAGGCAGUGGUCGCUAUGUUCCGGGCUCUUCAUCUGGGUCCAAUGCUGUACCUGCACCAGAUCCGUUUACAGGUGCUGGUCGCUAUGUCCCUGGUUCUGCAUCAAAUGUGGUACCUCCUUUGAGUGGAGUAGUUGAUCCAUUUACUGGAAGAGGAGCUUAUCAAGCAACCGAUGCUAAAGCUGAAAAUAUUUAUUUUCCAAAGAAGGAAGCUGUCACUUUUGACCAGGCCAACCCCACACAAAUAUUGGGUAAACUAAAGGAACUUAAUGGAAAUGCACCUGAAGAACAAAAGCUAACUGAAGAUGAUCUGAUACUCCUAGAAAAAUUACUCUUUGUAACAUGUAAUACCUCUUUAGAAACACCAACAGCACAACAACUUCAAACUUUGUGGAAAGCCAUUAACUGGCCAGAAGAUAUUGUCUUUCCAGCAUUAGACAUUCUUCGACUAUCUAUCAGGAAUCCCAGCGUGAAUCAGAAUUUCUGCAGUGAAAAGGAUAGCAUACAAUUCAGCAGCCAUCUCCUAAAAUUUCUGAAUUGUAACGGAAAGCAGGCAAACCAAUUACUGGCACUUAGAACUCUUUGCAAUUGUUUUGUCAGCCAGACAGGCCAGAGGCUCAUGAUGUCACAGAGGGACACAAUAAUGUCACAUGCAAUAGAACUGAAAUUGGGCGGCAAUAAGAACAUUCACAUCGCACUGGCCACAUUGACAUUGAACUAUGCUGUUUGGUUACAUAAAGUUAAUAACAUUGAGGGAAAAGCUCAGUGUUUGUCAGUAAUCAGCACUGUCAUAGAAGUUGUUCAAGACCUUGAAGCCAUUUUUAGACUGCUUGUGGCUCUUGGGACGCUAAUCAGUGACGAUACAAAUGCUGUGCAAUUAGCCAAGUCUCUAGGAGUUGACUCUCAAAUUAAAAAAUAUGCCUCUGUAUCAGAACCAGCUAAAGUAAGUGAAUGCUGUAGGUUUGUCCUCAAUCUUCUGUAACUUUUUUUAGCACUUGGGCAACUAGGAAUAUGUAGUGAAAUAUUUUUUUUUUUCAUAUUUUACAUGACUGAAUAUAACUGAAAAAAUACUGUGGGAGAAUUACAAAUUUGAUGAAGAUCUAACUGGUUAUGAGUGGAACAACCUAAUAAAAACUUUUUGCACUGAUUGUAAA
This is a messenger RNA of Chelonoidis abingdonii (Abingdon island giant tortoise), 2665 nucleotides long. Lineage: Eukaryota; Metazoa; Chordata; Testudines; Testudinidae. The record is from RefSeq and is a predicted model, not a curated record.